Molecule: messenger RNA, 2300 nt
Organism: Saccostrea echinata
Lineage: Eukaryota; Metazoa; Mollusca; Bivalvia; Ostreida; Ostreidae
Product: cyclic nucleotide-binding domain-containing protein 2-like
Exons: 13
Coding region: 1-2133 (710 amino acids)
Source: RefSeq, a predicted model, not a curated record
AUGAUGAAGAAAAGGAAUUCUGGGUCUAUGAAUCAAAUGCAUAGUUUAUUAUCUACUAAUGAGGAUGAAAAUCGGUUCAGCCGAAGAAAUUUUUGCCAUUCGGCCCCAGUGAAAAAAUCCCUUUUGUCCAUGAAGAAUCUCCAAAGAAAAAAUGAAGAAGAGAAAUGUGUUUUAUCUUCUAUAAAGUCAUCAGAAGAUUUGGAUGGGUUUUCUAAAGAAACACCGAACACAAAGAAAGCCAUGCCUUGUCGCUGUAAAAGUCUAGGGGAGGAUACAACUUCAACUAGUCCGUGUCUUAUCACGCAGUCCAAGGCGAACCUCUUGAGGACCCCGACACCCAGUCACAGAAUUGGCCCACAUGUGUUUGACCAUCUUAAGUCCAGUCUUCAAGAGAGACACAAAACAUUUGUCAGGAAGACGAAGGCAAAAUCUCCUACUAAAACGCCUUCAGAGGAAGAUGAAAAUGCUUCUGUUUUCAAGGAUGAAAAGUCGACCAAGGUUCGAUUUAAGAUGGCGGCUAAAUGUGUUGCCGUCCUUAUUAGAUGGCUUAAUGCCAUUAUCCAAAUAAGCGACACAAAGACUAUAAGAACAGCAACUGAAGAGAGAUGGUACACACUAUAUACCAGCAGGGAGGCCAGACGACUAGCAUUCAACAAAAUGGUUUACUCCAAAGAAAGGGCAUUUGCUAAAGUUCCAAAAUGGGCAUUAGAUAUAUUUGAUACAGACCCAGAUUCCAGAAGUGAGAAAGACUGCAGGCGGAUCCAUGCUCUUCUUAGGGGUCUGAAAAGCUUCGACAAGUUUACAGAACGAAUACAGCUUUAUAUGUGUAGAGCAUUUCGUUAUCAGAGUGUUGAACCAGGUAGAGUCAUCCUAAGACGAGGACAUGUGGGAAUUAACUUUUAUUUCAUAUAUUCCGGUUCCGUUUUUGUAAAUGUUGAUGACAUUGAUUCUAAAGGAGACCAUUUCGAGAAGACAGAAACAGUACUUGUAAGAGGAGAUUCUUUUGGGGAAUUAGCAUUACUGCAAGAUAUCCGACGCACUGCCACCAUUACUUGCCGAGAGACAUGCGAAGUCUUGGUGGUUGAUAAGGAAACUUUUGCUAAAGUCUGCCCCAGCAUCUUUCAGGAAGAACUGGAAGAAAAAGAAAAAUUUCUGACUCAGUUGACGCUAUUCAACUCCAAAUAUUGGACAAAAGACAUGAUGAGAGCGCUUUGCAAUGACGCACAAAUCCAGGAGUAUAAGACUAAUAAAGUUGUUGCCACAGACAGGAGAGAUGAGGAAUGGAUAUACAUCUGUAUGCAGGGUAAAGGUCAGGUGAUUAGGCGACUGUUGCUGGACGGGCCCUCUACGUCAAAACGUCAAAGAAUUAAAUCAACUACGUCCAUCAGUCGACAUAAAACCCCGGAAGUCUUGAUAAAUCUCUUGGAGGAUGACGAACCCGACUCUCAAGACGGUAGUAGCUUGUCACCUGGAGAAUCGGACGACGAAGAAGGAAAGGAGAAAAUGCUGGAGUCUAUGUCGUUAGAGUAUCGGAAGGACGGGCGAAGAACGAGCUUCUUAACACACUUGAAGUGGGAGGCUGAUAUACAGAGAAAAAAAGCAAUGAAGACUCCAAACCGAGAGGAAAUAGUAAAGAAAAAACAAGAAAUGGUCAUUCAUGGUCCUACAACCUUAACCUCUCUCAUGUCUAAGGACAAAGAAAACACAGCAUCUGAAUUUAUUUACCUCCACAUAGACACCGUGAGCAAAGAGGAUGUGUUUGAUAUUUAUUCCAUCUUGCACCACGUGACCUCCCCACCUGACAGUGAUGUUUUGCUGGUCAGUGGCGGAGCUCGCUUCCUGCGUAUCAAGAAAAGAAACUUUUUCCAAAUCUGCUCCAGGGAGGCGCUAGAACAAUCGAAGAGGAUUGCCAUGAGAUCAAGAUACCCAACAAACAACCAACUGUUGACGUCAUACACGGAGAAAUUCCACUGGGACAAUUACAAAAAUGUAGUGGUGGAUCAAGUGAUCAGACCUCAUGUGGAGCGUCAAACACGGUUCAAAAAUAGUCCUGAUCUACAAUCCUCUAUCAUUAACUUUCAACGACAAAGAACAAUAGAUCUGAUAAAUACAUUAAAACAACAUUCUCAAUAAACCGAUAUUCAAUCUAAGUUAUGAGUACUUAAUGAUAACAUCUGCCUCUUUUGUUCCAUUUUUAAUCAAGGAUACUGAGUAACUAAAAAGACUACUGUGUACAGCAGGCAAUUUAACUUGACAUGAUUGUGUAUAUAUGAAGUUCAUUUUGAUUUUUCUGUACAUGC